Messenger RNA from Naegleria gruberi, 1564 nucleotides. Its product is annotated as mitochondrial processing peptidase beta subunit. Gene Ontology annotation, molecular function: metal ion binding; metalloendopeptidase activity. Gene Ontology annotation, cellular component: mitochondrion. Bases 21 to 1472 code for a protein of 483 amino acids. The record is from RefSeq and is a predicted model, not a curated record. The transcript has 2 exons. Lineage: Eukaryota; Heterolobosea; Eutetramitea; Acrasida; Naegleriidae.
CUCGAAAAAAAUAUUUAACGAUGAAGAUCUCAAAACUUGUUAAGAAUACCAAGAAUUUAAUCUCAACAAAUAAUAGAUGCUUCUCUACUUGUGUUAAUAACAAGGGAAGCGUUAUUGGAUCUCCUGCUGAAAUUCCUCUUUCUAGCUUCUACCCAGGAGCUCCUCAUCUUCCAAAGGAUAUUGAUGCUAAAGAAGAAUCACUUGUUUUCCAAACACAAACAUCAACUCUUCCAAACGGUUUGAACGUUGUUUCAACUGAUUCUACUUCAAGAGGAGUUAGUGUUGUCAGUCUUUUUGUCAAUGCUGGAUCCCGUUUUGAAACAUAUCGUACAAGCGGUGUUUCUCACUUUGUUGAAAAGUUCUUCUUCUCAAGCACAAACAAUAGAAGUUUGUUGAGAUUGACAAGCGAAUUACAAAAGACUGGUGCUAGUGUUAGCGCUCAAACUGGUCGUGAACAUAUUGUAUAUCAAGCUGAAGCUUUGCGUGAAUCAGUUCCUCUUGUUGUGGAACUUAUGGCAAACUCUGUUUUGCAAGGUAGAUUGCAUCCAUGGGAUUUGGAACCAAAGGCUGAAGCUGUUAAACGUGAUAUUUCUGAAUUCCAAAACAAUGCUCAAUUCGUUUUGAAUGAAGCUCUCCAUCAUACUGCUUUCAAUGGUGAAACUCUUGGUCGUUCACUCUUGUGUCCACCACACAAUGUCUCAAAGAUUGAUACUGAUAUUGUUUUGUCUUACAUGAACAAUUUAUAUGUUGCUCCACGUAUGACUUUGGUUGGUACUAACAUUUCACACGAAGAACUCAAAGAAUUAGCUAAUGUUUUGUUCUCAUCAAUUCCAUCACAAGUUUCUGAAAGACCAGAAGGUGAACAUUUCACUUUUGAAAAGUCCGAAUAUGUUGGAGGUGACUUGCAAAUUCACGAACAUUCUCAUGCUGGUACUCAAGCUAUUUUGGCUUAUAAGGGACCAUCUCUCACUUGUUCUAAACAUGUAGCAUAUCUUGUUUUGUCUGAACUUUUGGGACAAACUACCAACAAGUAUACUGGAUCUGUUAAUCACAGUGCUUCCAGAUUGGCCAAGUCUGUUAAGAAUGUUGAAUUUGGAUCUUCAUUUGUUUCAUCAUACUCUGAUAAUGGUUUGUUCGGAGUCUUCCUUGCUGGUAAGAAUGCUAAGGAAGUUUCCUCAGCUGUUCAAUCCACAGUUGCUGAAUUGAGCUCUGUUCAAUCUACUUUGACUGCUAAAGCUCUUGAAGGUGCUAAGAAUCACGCUUUGCUCAAGCUCUACAACUCUGUUUCAUCAAGUGUUGGUUUGCACGAACACACUGCUACUUAUGGUGGUGUCCAACAAGUAGCUCAAGCUAUUUCUUCUGUCAGUGCUGCUGAUGUUAUUGAAGUUGCUAAGACUUUGUUGCAAUCUAAGCCAACUUUGGUUUCUUAUGGUGAUCUUAACGGAAUGAUCAAGACUAGAAACAUUCAAUAAUUCUUUUUUGUUAUAGAAAAACCGGUGAAAAAAAGUCAAAAGGGAGGGUCCUUUUAUAAUACCCUUAUAUAAAUUAAAAAAAAUCAAUUUCU